Molecule: messenger RNA, 1512 nt
Organism: Boeremia exigua
Lineage: Eukaryota; Fungi; Ascomycota; Dothideomycetes; Pleosporales; Didymellaceae
Product: betaine aldehyde dehydrogenase
Exons: 1
Coding region: 1-1512 (503 amino acids)
Molecular function (GO): aldehyde dehydrogenase (NAD+) activity
Source: RefSeq, a predicted model, not a curated record
AUGUCUCUCCCAUACGCGCCACGCUUCGCCUACUACGACGGCAAACUCCAAUCUGGCAGCUCGACCUCGUCUUUCCAGACCAUCGAUCCAUCUACUUCAGAGCCACUGGCUCAGAUCCAUACAACAACGAACGCUGCUAUCGAUGCCGCAAUUGCUUCGGCGCAAAAGGCUUUCCCAGCAUGGUCAGCCACACCACCCAUCGAGCGUGCGCGAGUCCUGCAGCGAGCUGCAGCGAUCCUCCGCGCACGGAAUGACGAGCUGGCGAGGAUCGAGACCAGCGACACAGGAAAACCGUUUUCUGAGACAUCAACAGUAGACGUCGUCACAGGCGCUGACGUGCUGGAGUACUUCGCCAAUAUGGUCGGCAGUGGAGGCAUGAACGGCGAGACGACGCAGCUGCGACCUGACGCAUGGGUAUACACCACCAAGAACUCCCUCGGCGUAUGUGCAGGCAUCGGCGCGUGGAACUACCCCAUUCAGAUUGCGCUGUGGAAAUCGGCACCAUGUCUAGCGGCAGGAAACUGCAUGGUCUACAAGCCAUCUGAGUUCACACCGCUCCACGCCCAGGUUCUGGCGUCCGUCUAUGCGGAAGCCGGUGUCCCCCCGGGCGUCUUCAACGUCGUCCAGGGCGGCGGCGAGGUCGGCGCGUACCUCACCAAGCACCCUGAAAUCGCAAAGGUCAGCUUCACAGGCCAGGUCUCCACGGGUCGCAAGGUCGCCGGCAGCGCUGCCGGAGAGAUGAAGUACGUGACCAUGGAGCUCGGCGGCAAGUCCGCGUGCGUGAUCCUGCCCGACGCGGAUCUCGAGCAGGCCGUUGACGGCGCCAUGAUGGCCAACUUCUUCUCCACCGGCCAGGUCUGCACAAACGGCACCCGCGUCUUCAUCCCCGCGGCCAUGAAGCCCGCGUUCGAGAAGCUGCUGCUCGAGAAGAUCCAGCACAUUCGCCCGGGCGACUUGCACGACCCAGCCACCAACUUCGGCCCGCUGGUGUCGAAGCCGCACUGGGAGAAGGUCAAGUCGUAUAUCACCCAUGGCAUUGAGAACGACAAGGCAACGCUACUGUGCGGCGGUGCAGGAACCCCCGCCUGGCUCGCUUCCCACUCCAACUCCGCUCUCAAGAACGGCUACUGGGUCGAGCCCACCGUGUUCACCGACUGCACAGACUCGAUGAAGAUCGUGCGCGAGGAAAUCUUCGGCCCCGUCAUGUCGAUCCUGACAUACGACACUGUGGACGAAGUCGUGGCGCGCGCAAACAACACCGACGUCGGGCUGGCCGCAGGCGUGUUCACCAAGGAUCUGAACCUCGCGCAUCAGGUGAUCGCGAAACUGGAGGCGGGAAUUACCUGGGUCAACACGUGGGGUGAGAGUCCGGCGGAGAUGAGCGUGGGAGGGUGGAAGAUGAGCGGUGUAGGCGUCGAGAAUGGAAAGAAGGGGCUCGAGGCGUGGGUUAGGAAUAAGAGCACACUUGUUGAGAUGGGAGGCGUGGUCCCGACAGUGUUUGCGAAGUUGUGA